Molecule: messenger RNA, 5041 nt
Organism: Drosophila ficusphila
Lineage: Eukaryota; Metazoa; Arthropoda; Insecta; Diptera; Drosophilidae
Product: titin
Source: RefSeq, a predicted model, not a curated record
AUGUCGCAGACAGCAGCUAAUAAUAUUCAUAAUUCGCAACGGCUUGUUGAUGGCGUCGUAAAUCAGAAUGCCGAUGACUCAGCCGUGUUUUGUUGGCCAAAAGCGGCGCCGGAAGUGUUGGAUGUGGCAGGGCGAUUUCCGGUUGGCCAAGGAAACUCUUUGCACAGCAGCUACCCCAUGAAUCACGCGGAACUAAGCAGGAAUAAGGGAAUAUUUCAUCCAUAUUCGCAACCACUGCUGGCAGGAAAGUUCCCUGUGCAACAGAAUUUAAGAGUAAACCAAGGGUUUCCAUCUUAUUCAGGUGAUCUGCAACAAAAAGAAACCCAACAACUGUUUACCCCACAUCAAGUAUACGCACCGUGCCCGAUUAGCUUCCCGCUACAACAAGUAUACGCCCCGUGGCACCGCAAUUUUCCCCAGCUGCUGCAACUGCCGCGAAAGAAUUCGGACGGCGCCUUCCCAGAAAUGAGCACCACCAUGACCCGCCGCGGGCAACCGGCCAGCUCACCGGCCGAUCAGACGCCCCAGGAAUUUCCCAUAAUUAAAAACCAAUUUGUUAGCUUUCCCAAUUAUCGAGCAGUGCCGCCGUCUCAAGAUGGAUCCAUCCCAAGAUUUCCACCCCCAAAAACACCACCACCUCCAACAACAAUGACGCAGCUCGACAAAGUCACAGAAAUAAACAGCGACAGCGAUAUACAUGCACAUAAGGUGUUUGAUAAUGAACUCGAGGCCGAGGAAGAAGCAUUAAACUUGAACGUGGCAAGGGAAAUCGAGCAUCAACAGGCGGAAAAUCUUAAUGACGCCUUCGGCCAGAAGCAGAAGCAGAAUCAGAAGCGACGAAACGACGACCACAAAAUCAACGACGACGCCAUGGAUGUGGCCAAAAAUAAACGCGAAAUAUGUGAGCAAAGCAAAUUAGAGAAGGCCGAAGAUCAUAACGAGGCGAAUAUGAGAGAUCGGGAGCGGCAGAUCGAGCGGCAGUCAAUAUGUUUGGCCAGGGAGCAGACAAUACGAGUAGAUGGGCUAAAUCGGAAUCGGAAUAGCUAUAGCUUUGGCUAUAGGAAUGGCAUUAGCAACCACCAGCGGUCCGGCGAUCUCUCAGACGCCCGCGAAUCGUCGCCAGAGCAAGUGGACGUGAAUCUCGGUCGCCAGUUGACCCGUGAGCGCAAUCCGUAUCCGAAUCCGUAUCCGAAUCCGUAUCCGAAUCCGAAUCUCAACCCACCAAAUCGAACCCUGCCAAAUAUAGAAUUACUAAAGAGUUCCGUGCGCGCUUUUCUCGCCGAGAGCCCCUUGCUCAACUGGGAUCGGGAGUGGGAUUUGGACUGGGAGCUGCUCGACCUUUUGACCGAAGCCAUCGAAUCGAUCUGCGGACAGCCGGAAAGGACGGGUAAUCUUUGGAGCGAGGCGCCCGCCGGAGCGGACAUGACCGUGAGCAAAGUCAGCGAGGAGCGGGAGACAGAAACGGUUGACGUUUAUCCCGCCGAGCAACUCGAUCAGCCGACGGAACUGGAUGACAAUAACAAUACCACCAGCAGCCUAGAAAUACCAAUUAGCGAGAUGAAAUACGAGCUGAAGAGUGCGAGUCCAUCGCUGCCCAGCAGAAGUCCGCAAACAGAGUCGCCAGUCAGCAGAUUGAGUGCCACGAGUCGUAUACGUAAUGUGGAGGCAACUCCUGCUCCUACUCCCCCUCAUCAUGCACCUCUACUGGGCGACCUGAAACGCAGCUCGAUCAGUCGCGACAGCAUCUCCAUCGAUGCGGACUCCUUGUUGCCGGAGAGAACGCGUUUGCGCCGCCAAAGAAGAGUGCGUUCGCAGGACUCCGUGGAGGAGAAGCCGGAGGAUGCGAUCGAAAGGCUGAACAAGCUCAAGGCAAGGAUAUCCGGGGCACUAAGCGAGGUCAAGGGAGUGCUCAAGCAGUACAGCACGGAAUCUGAGGCGGAGUCUGCAUCUGUGGAACAGCCACAAGUAGCUGAAGCUGCUCCCGUGUCCUUUCGCUUCGUAAAGAAAGUUCGUCGUCGCAGUUACUUCGAUGAGGCGGAGGAGGAAAAGGAACAAGCUGGAGAAAGCCAAGAAAAUGCUACCAAAGAUAAAGAAAAUAAUCAAGAUAAAAGGGAAGAAAAGGAUACACUGAAGAUUGAUAGAGAAACCAAGGUGCAGCGAGAGCAAACACCUUUUGCUAGAGAGGUGGUGUCACCUGUUCCUGAAAGUCAGGAGAGCAAAAAUGAUGCAACCAAGGAAAACAAAACUAUUGAAAAACCUGAGCAUUCUGUAGUUAAAACUGAAGAAACGGAAACUCUUGCAAAAGUGGUAGCCAAUAAUCAGGACAAUUUGGAUGGAGCUAAACAAUCAAAUGAUUUAAAUAAUGCCCAGGAUCUGAAGGAAAAACCUACAUUAACAGAUAAGAAAGAUGAUGAAAUCAAUAACAAAGAUACAAAGUCACUUCACAAGGAAUGUGAAGAUCACGAAGUUAAAGAGGCUAAGCUGGAGCCACCUAAAAUAAAUGGAGAACUGCCAAAGACAGCUGAACAAAUCAAAUCACCUGAGAAAAGCAAGAAGCAGGCCAAAAUAGAGUUUCUGGCUAAGGUGCAGAGUGAACUCAAAUCAAAGUCAGUAAAGGAAGCAGCUGCCAAGGAGAUCGCUCCCAAUGAGGUAAUUUCUAAGGAAGAAGUUUCCCGGGAAUUGGUUCCACAGAACGGAACUCAUAAGGAGGAAACUAUUAAGGAGGAAACUAUAAAAAAGGAAUCCCAUAAGGGAGCUACACCCCAUAAAGCAAACAUCGAGAAACCAACUUUAAAGAAAUCAGCUCCUGAGGAAUCUAAAUCUGUAGAACCUAAAGAAAAAACCACCAAUGAUAUAUCCGAUGUAUCCGAGAGCAAUCAAUUGGACUCCCUGGCCGUCGGAGUACCAUCGCCAGAUGAGUCAGCCGCAUCGCAGCAGCCAGCGUCCAAGAUCAAGAAGAAAGUCAUCGUGAAGGUGAAGAACCCGCGACGCGCCUCGAUCGCCGCGGUGGAACCAUCCAAGAUCAAGGUGGAGCCGGCCGUCGAGCAGAGCGAUGCACUGAUUACUCAGCGGCGACCCUCCGACUCGGAGGCGAUUGUCAAGCGCAAGAAGAAGCUGAAAUUAAUGGGCGACACAGUGGCAGCAGCAGCAGCAGCAACAUCUACAUUAUCCACAGCCCCAAGAGCAACAUCAUCGACAACAAAAGAAUCUUCGAUAGCCGAGGAGCAAUUGGCUGCGCCAGAGGUCACAGCGGUGCCAGCCAAGUUGCCCGCUGCCAAAAGUGGCCAAGGAGAGGCGACAGAAGCAGCAACAGUUGCAGCGACAACAGCAACACCAGCAGCAACAGCAGCAACAGCAACAGCAGCAACAGCAGCAGCAACAUCAGCAAUCGAUGGCGAUUCUACUAAUUGCAAUCAAACGCCAGCGGGCGAUCGAAGCAGACGCGCCAGCCUGAAACUUGCGGAGUUGGUCGGUGAAACGGUGCUGGUGGUGCCACAAGAAGAUCAGCCAUUGGCCGAGUCUAGAGAACGCAUCAAUCAGCAGGAGACACAGGUGCUAGCGACGCCGCAACAGGUGGCCAUCGGCGCUGACAUUGCGCCGCAAAUAGCAGCGACAUUGAGGCACGAAGAGUCAUCGCCAGAGUCAUCGGAGCACCAAGAGUCGUCCGCCGUUGUCGAAGCUACAAAAGCCGGAGAACAGGCGCCGUCCGGCGUCAGUCUAUCCACAAUGCCGGAGCUGAAAGUACUCGCCGGUCCGGUGCAACCCGUCAAGAUCGAAACGGUCGAUCCGUCGAUCGAUGUGGCCAAGAAUCAGAAUCAGAACCAAGAGCCGCUGGUCAAGAAGAAGGCUGUGCAUCUUGUGAAGAAGCUGGUGCGCAAGAAUUCCAUAGACAAGCAGGAGCCGGAGAAGCAGCCGGAGAAGCAACCGGACUCCAACGUCAAGCUGAGCAACAUCCUUCGCGACAAGAACAAGAUCAAUGAGCUGUCCUCCAGGAUCAACAAACUCACGCCGCCCAAAAAGCAGGUUAAGCCGAAGGAAGAAGCAAAGAAGGAGCCACCUACCCCAAAGACAGAGGAGGCUCUAAAGCCAGAGGAAGCCACUCCUUUGGAGGGAUCUCAACCAGCUGAAAAUGAAGUUGAGGAAAUCGUAGCCGAAGAGGAACCUUCAGCUGAUCCUGCGCCAGUGCCGAAGAAACCGCGCAAGAUCAAAAAGAAGGUGAUCAUCAAGAGGCAGAAGCGACGUCUCUCGGUGGGCGAUACCUUCUUCCUGCAACCGGAACCGGAGGAGCCCGCCAUUCCCGAGGUGGAGACCAUCGAGAAAGCCAUCGCCUACGUAACAGACGACGAGGAGGACUCCAAGUCGCCCGAGGAGGAGCCGGAGCCACUGAAAGCCCUCAAGUCCUGCAUCCACAUAAGGGAAUACAAGAUCGGGGACUUGGUGCUCUAUGCGGAACGCUAUCGCAAGACCCAGGUGCGCUGGAAGCGGGGACGAGUGCUCGAGAGGAUCACCAGCAUAUCGUACAAGCUGGAGAUCGAGGGCAAGGAGGUGCCCGCCCACGUCAGCUACAUCAAGAAGUACACCGGGCGGAAGGUGCGAUUCGGGGGCAAGGAGUAUCUGGAGAUCGAUUACGAACAGGUGGCCGAGGAGGAGCGACGGGCGGCCAGCUACAGCAUAUGGAACAUGGUGUAGGCAUUGCCUACAUCUACAUCUCAUCCAAAAGUCAAAGCAAAUAAUCCAAAAACAACACCAUCCCAUCCAGUGGUGUCCAGUGUGUCCGGCCAUCUUUGAGUGGAAUUAAAAAAUUGUCCGCCAUGCGAGGUAAUUUUUUAAGGAUCUCAAUUCGACAUUCAGUUAUGUUAUAGUGAUUCGUUCGUAAAAGAUUAGUUCGAGUGUACAUAGACUACUAUAGUUAGUGGCUUAGUGUUAUCCUAGUGUUUAGCGUAACUUAUUCCAGGCCUUUCGUUUACAUCUUAAGUACUCUGUAUGUGUAAUUAUAAACAAGCUAUUUAAUGUUUAAAUAAAGCUCAAAAUAUUUCAGUAA